This is a messenger RNA of Trypanosoma rangeli, 3726 nucleotides long. Its product is annotated as putative ABC transporter. Gene Ontology annotation, biological process: transmembrane transport. The transcript has a single exon. Lineage: Eukaryota; Euglenozoa; Kinetoplastea; Trypanosomatida; Trypanosomatidae. The record is from RefSeq and is a predicted model, not a curated record. Gene Ontology annotation, molecular function: ATP hydrolysis activity; ATPase-coupled transmembrane transporter activity; ATP binding. The coding region runs from base 1 to 3726 and encodes 1241 amino acids.
AUGGGUGGGAAGGAAUUGCUUCACCCUAAUGUUCUUCUUUGUAGUGUUACCGUUUCACUGAGCCUUGCGGUGGUAGUUCGAUGGUUGAUGGAUCGCUGGGGUUCCCCGAUGCGGCUCCGAAACAGGGUGAUACUCUUGUGCACUGUAAGAAAAAUCGUGCAGGAUUGGGAGGAAGCAUGUUUGCGUGAGGUGGAGAAACAGAUGACUGCGUCAGCGACCGACGAGGCGCAUGAUAGACUUCUUUUUAGGUCGCAUGAAGAGAGUGGGAGGGCGAAGAGUAACACAACACCGUUUCAUGGUGUCGUGUGCUCCAUGGCGUACGCACCUGCAGUCAAUUUGAGCCAAUGGCUGCGUCUUUGGCGCGUCGGCCGCCAUCUGUGCGCCUCCGUGGUAGAAGAUAUGUUAUUGCUACAAAGAUUGGGGUAUAUUAUUAAGUUCGUUGCAUUUAGACGACUCACACUAAUGGCAGAGGUGCGGUAUUACGCAGCACUCUGGCAUCGUGCUCUCUAUGGGGAUGAUGGAGAAAAAAUGGGGAUUGGUACCCCGAUGCCGCGUAUGCCUUCAUGGCUUGUAGGGCAGCGCCCUUUUUGGAUUGUGCCUUUAUCUAGAACGGACUCAGGGCGUUUUCUCUGUCUUCCCUUGAGCCAUUUUCCUGUUGAAACUAUUCUCACGAGUACUGCGGAGGAAUCCUGGAUUAGGGACCUCGUGGAUGUUCUGCCUCUUCUGACAGAAGAGGUUUCUGUGCGUUUUAUCCCUGACAUGCUGAGGACAAUGCGCACGCUUCGCCUUCUGCGUCGUCUUGUUCAAUGGAAAUUUCCCCUUCAAUGGCAGCGUUUAUGGAAUGAGAUUGAUCGUUUAUUUCUUACGUAUGCUGCACCAUUGGCCAGGGAACAGCUUCAAAGGCGUGAGGCGGCCUGUCGUCGUUUCUAUGAAGAGAAGCUGUUUGAGGGGGUUGAAUUGGUGACAGGUGAAGGGGUAGACAUGGAAGACGAGGAAACAGGCCUUUUUUCUCUCAAGCGUAGAAGGCGAAAUAGACGGGUCGGAUGUGAUGUGCUGCUGCGGGAUGCGGCAGAUUCACGCAGACUACAGGUGCUACUACGACUGCGUUCGCUGAGCCACGCAGCGCGUGUCGGUAUAAAUUUGAUGGCGCCACAGUCCAACUUCUUUGCGGAAUGGAUGUUGUUUACAUUCCUUUCCUCUGCCACAAGUGAUGUGGGGCGUGAACAAAUUCUCAUGGAGUUUUCAGGGCAUGUUAUUUGGGGUUCGCUAGCGGCAAUUGUGAAGGCCGUGAUGUGGUCUCUGGAUGACGCCGUGAAGGCAAAAAUAUGCAUUUUGUUACGCACUGAAUUACACUACGAGUUGAACGUGAAAUUGGCCACUGCAGAUGAGGCCUUUUUGAGACGCUGCAUCGAGGGAGGUAUCACAGGAAGAGACAAUCCAGUAGAAAAGUCGUCGGCGUAUGCCGAGCAUGUAGCGUCACAAAUUCUUGGCCAGUUUGAUUACGAGCAGCAACGGUUUAUGGCACGCGUUGCGGUAGUGCUGUUUAGCAUGUGGCGACGCGAAGCUUGUGUUGCGGUCUUUGCUGCUAUUGUUGCCAUGUUUGAUUAUCAUGCAACGGCGUAUGCUUUUAGUUGUUGGUUGGGAAUUACGGUUUCCAAGGAGAUGGACCACGAGUUGGCGCGCAUGGAAGAGGAAGGUUCACCACCAUCAGAGCCGCGCUAUGGCCUCCGCCUUAUGCUGGACGUCUUAGCCGAAGCGGAAGGAAGGAAAGAGGAAGGUAUGCAUCGGCGAUACCGGCGGAAAACAACCUUCCACCCCUGUCUUGCACUUAUCGUUUGUGGGGGAACGUUUGUAUUGGACUGGCCAGUCUCAGCAAGCCCUCACUCGGGCGGCAAGGGUGAGGCCAUAGCAAUGCAGCAUCUGAAAUUGCUGGAAAUAUUCCUGGACGAGGUUAUCAACGAUGGCAGCUACGCUCUUGCAACAAAGGAAGAAUCACCCGCGGCCUGGCAAAAAAAUAUAGGCUUAAGUUCGCUUGUGCAAAGCCUCAAGCAGAACGCGGCUUUUGUCAGAGGUUUUGUCUUGAACUCUGCAGCUGUUCAAGCUUCUGGGACAGCGGUGACAAAUGUGGUGGGAAGGAAUGAGUCAGGUCAAGGGCAUGUCAUGGAUAGGAACACGGAGGUCAUUCUACAUCCUGAGGAGAUUGCCCUCUUAAAUGAUCCGCAAGGCAUGCGUCAUAUUCCGCAAACACUUUCCUUUGAUGAUGUGUUUGAUAAACCAUCUCGAUUUAUUCUUCGUCAGCUUGGCCUUGAAACUGUUUUUGCCCACACAGCGGCCACGGCGGUUAAGCAGCGGGGAUGCCGGUCCAUCAAGGAGUCUCUUUUUGAUUUUGUAUCCGGCCCUUUUCACAAUGUGUUUGCGCGGACUUUUGUGCAACUGAUGGAAUUUACAGAGCGAGUCUUCUUUUACGCCGCGUUUAGUCCGGAUGUGAAACUUCCCUGGAUAUCGUGGCCUAUUGUUCGCCAACUCUCUUCCGUUGCUUCGUGUGGCACUGAAGACUAUCGGGUUGCUAUGAGUACUAUUGACGGUCUGAGUACAGUUUCACUUUGGAGCCGCAUGAGCGGAUACCGUGUCGCAUUGAAAAAAUAUGGUGAUUAUAAUUUUGGACCUCCGUUUUGUCUGGCCAUGCAGCUCUCUCGCCAUUUGCCAACUAACUUGCAUGAUGCUUCUCCGAUUCAUUAUGCACCGCUCUUGGUGAAGCGUCGCCAGGCAUGGAGCAGGGAAAUUCAAGCUCAUGGCAAACUUGAAGUUGAUAACAUUGGCCGCAUUGUUGGUGGAUUUUCUCUUUUGAAGAGUAUUACUUUUCGUGGUGUCUACUUUGUAUACCCGCAGCUUCAUCAUUGCGUGCGAGAUGGAUCUCUACAACCAACGCUGUCCAACAUCACUGCGGAAUUUCUCGCAGGCCACAAAACGGCUAUCAUCGGGCCAACCGGAUCCGGAAAGAGCACCAUCAUUAGUUUGAUAAAACGUAUUUACGAUCCGGUGCCCCAUGUGCAUGUCAACGAGGCCUGCGAUGCAUGGUGCGAUAGUCGAGCUUUAGUCAAGGUUCUUCGUCAUUGCCUUUGCGCAAGUUUACCAAUCCCCACUGAAGAAACUGCGGAGAAUAUUAUUCUACUUGAUGGUAUUCCCAUGGGGUGCUUUUCCACAUCUUAUUUGCGGUCUGCCAUCGGGAUGCUGGAGCAGGCACCGUGCAUUUUUGAGGAGCUUACUUACUUGCAGAACUUUUCUCUUUUUGCACCGGGCGUCUCCAUGGAGGAGGUCGUGGCGGUGGCGAAACUGUGUGGUUGCGACAGUUUUGUUGAGUCUUGCGCACUUGCAUAUGAGGGGCUCGUGGGGCCGCUGAGCGCCGGGGAAAAACAACGUUUGGCGCUAGCGCGUGCAAUGCUAAUCGGCUGCAGGGGGUCUGGGGUGUUUUUGUUUGAUGAGCCAACGGCCCGCCUCGACGGCCACAACGAGAGCCUCGUUGAGGAGGCGAUGGAGGGAUUACUGGGGCCGCCGCACCGCAUGACAGUCCUCGUCGUUUCCCAUCGUCUCUCGACGCUUCGAAGCGCCACCCACGCCGUCGUUUUGAACGGGGGCCGCUUGGAGUUUCACGGUCUUUUAAAAGGCGCGGCGGCGUCAAGCCACUACGUGCAACGAGCCGUCGAGGCGCAAGACUUGCGUGACUAG